UGGGUCAGAUUUUCAGUGGUAUGAAGUUCCUAAUGUCUAUGGAUUUCAGUAGCAAUUAGUUGCUGAAAAUCUUAGCAGUUGGGUGUUUAGAUCUGAUAAAUUGAAAAAAAUAUGAUUUACAUUGCUGUUUGUAGUAACUCACAUAUUUAUCCCAUAAAUGAAGAAAUAAGUUUUUAGUAUAUCUUUUUAAAAGAAAUAAUUUAGUUCAAUUAGUGAAAACAACCGGAGAGAAAACUCCAUACAAAUUAAAUAGCAAUAUUAACAUUUUAGAUUAAUUCACUAAAGAUUAGUUCAUUGUUACUGUUGAACUGGAUGUCAUACCCCUACAAUUCUUCUAGAAACAGAGCUCUGUAUAUAAGAGAUGCACUGGGCAGGAAGGGAGAAUAGGGAAGAAAAAACAUAGGCACAGGCUGCAAAAUGAGCACUUUGCUGAGCUGUGCAGUGAAAGACCCUUGAGUCUCACUGUUUGCCUAUCUUGCAAAAAGUGACACAUGGUUCUGCCAAGCUGUCCUGCAAUGUAGUGUCAAGUAUGAGACCUGCAAUCCUUGCAUCUAAAUGUAAGGAGGAAGUCGUAAAUUCUGCAUCUGAAGAACCUACCCUAAAGCAAUUGCAUUCCUAUUUUCACAAAUGCUUGAAUCUGUCUUUUUCGAUUGCCCUGUUGGUGCAAGAGGGCUUAAAUUCAUGAUAAAAAGAAAAGGAUUUAGGCCGCCUAAAUGUCCUAAAAGACUGAUGAUUAAUAUUCCUAGAGGUUAGUCAAGCUUGCCAACUAUAUACUACCUUCUUUAAAAUUUCUCCAGGGGAGUUUUCUUUAAUGAGCUGUAGAGUUUGUCCUCUCUACUGCUGAUUUUAAAUGGGUAAACUGAGCAAAUGGCUGAGAAAAAAACCCCAUCAGUGCUUUGGAAAAUGCCACAGCCCUAGGCCAGAAGAUCAGCAAUGUAUAUGUGAGCCAGAAAUGAGUAUCAUUAGGCAAAAAUAAAACUGAUGUCAACCUGUGAUUGAAGACUUCCCAAUAAAGAAAAAUCAAGGUAUUACAGUGCUUUUCUUGACAUAUAAAUAUUGUCACCUUUUGUCUGGGUUACAGAGAAAAGCAAUAUGUGGUUAGAUUUUUGCUCACAGAGGCUGUGAAUUUGUCCCUUAUCCCACUGUUGUGUGAUAAAUACAUGUGUAGAGUCAGAUGUUUCCUUUAACUUUGGUAUAUCCUAGCACACAGAGAAUAGCCCCUACACAAGAAGUUGCUUUUUUCAUGGGAGUUAGCUAUUACAAGGUGAAUCUUGGUGUUGCCAAGCUGCUUUCCAGAAGAACCAAACCUAGCUGGCAGGUAUUGACCUGCCCUCAGUAGCAUCAAAUAGCUCCUUUUUAACCACUAGAAGUGUCUGGUGAUCAUCUUCUCCAGCAGCAAAAAAUUGUCUCUAUCUUUUCUGCCACAAAGGGUAGAAACAAGUCAAGUACAACAGUUCUUUCAGUAGUGUCAGGACCAUUGCCUGGCAGUACUUUGUACAUAACGUUCCCAGGCCAGCAGGAGUUUAGCUUCCAGUUUCACUGUUCCCUCUACUUAAGGAAAAGAUGAACUGCUUGCACCAGGAGUCAGCCCACACACAGAGCCCGCCCCAGGAACAUGCCUGGCUUUGGCACAAGCUGCACAGAUGACUGACACCAUCUCACUAAUGCCCCCCUCUCAUUUUCCCUCUCUCUUUGCCUGUCGUUAUUUUUAGAUUUCACAGUUAAAGCUUGUCCCUUCUGGACACUUACAGGCACAGGACAGCACACACACACGCUGUAGAUACAACUCAGAUACAGGAGCAGGCCAACUGAUCUUGCCCCACAUCAAGCAACAAAUUCCAAUUUUUAAUGACAAAAUACUGUCCUUUAAGAGGAUGCAAAACCACAUGGAAUUUUCUGGCUUGCAAAUUUGACUAGAAGGCUUUCAACAGACAGAAAAGACGGUUUGCACAGCAACUUCCUCUUCUCUGAAAUUUCCUUCCAGUUUGCAAGAUCCUGCUGUCUUUCAGCAUUCGCUGUCAGCCUGACUCCCAUGCCGACCGCCAUAAAUGCAGCGGUGGCUCAGCAAACGGCUGCUGGCUCAGUCCCCAGCACCACUGCUGGCACUACGGAGGGGGCAGGAGGGGGCACAGGGGGCAUUUAUUCUGCCAUUAUAAGUCGCAAUCAGCCCAUUAUCCACAUAAAGGAGAAGACCUAUGAAGAGCUUCACAAGAAGUGCCUGGAGAAAAACAUUCUCUAUGAAGAUCCUGAUUUCCCACCAAAUGAGUCAUCCCUUUUCUACAGCCAGAAAAGCCCCGUCAAGUUCGAGUGGAAAAGGCCACGUGAAAUCUGUGAGAAUCCACGGUUUAUUAUUGGUGGAGCCAACAGAACAGAUAUCUGCCAAGGAGAAUUAGGAAACUGCUGGUUUCUGGCUGCCAUUGCUUGCCUGACACUGAAUAAAAAACUACUCUGUAGAGUCAUACCUCACGACCAGUCCUUUAUACAAAACUAUGCUGGUAUCUUUCACUUCCAGUUCUGGCGCUAUGGAGACUGGGUGGAUGUCGUCAUCGAUGACUGCUUACCCACCUACAACAACCAGCUGGUCUUUACCAAGUCCUCCCAGCGCAACGAGUUCUGGAGCGCCCUCCUGGAAAAGGCCUAUGCAAAACUGCAUGGGUCAUAUGAAGCUUUGAAGGGAGGCAACACCACUGAAGCCAUGGAGGAUUUCACCGGAGGAGUCACAGAGUUCUAUGAGAUAAAGGAUGCCCCUAAAGAUAUCUAUAAAAUCAUGAAACAUGCCAUUGACAGAGGAUCCCUCAUGGCCAGUUCCAUUGAUGAUGACCUAGGCUUUUCCUAUGGAUCAGCUCCUCGGAGCAACAUUGGGGAACUGAUUGCUCGCAUGGUGAAGAAUCAAGAAAAUGCACAGAUGACUCAGUCCACUGUGGACUACCAGGGGAUGGAGGAGAGGCCAGCCUGGACCAUAGUGCCGAUGCAGUACGAGACACGGAUGUCCUGCGGGCUGGUCAAAGGGCACGCCUACUCCGUGACGGCCGUGGAAGAGACAGUAUUUAAAGGGGAAAGAAUACGCCUGGUAAGGCUGAGAAACCCCUGGGGCCAGGUGGAAUGGAAUGGAGCCUGGAGUGACAAGUCAGAGGAGUGGGAGUCUGUUAAUGAAGCAGAGAAAAUCCGCCUGCAGCACAAGGUCGUGGAGGAUGGGGAGUUCUGGAUAUCAUUUCAAGAUUUCAUGAGGCACUUCACAAAGCUUGAGAUCUGUAACCUCACACCUGAUGCUCUGGAAGUGGAUAAAUUCCAGACCUGGACCGUGUCAGUCAAUGAAGGCCGCUGGGUGAGAGGCUGCUCAGCUGGAGGUUGCCGCAAUUUUCCAGAUACAUUUUGGACCAAUCCCCAGUAUCGCUUGAAGCUCCUGGAGGAAGAUGAUGAUCCUGAGGAUGAAGAGGUUAUCUGCAGCUUCCUUGUCGCACUGAUGCAGAAAAACAGGAGGAAAGAGCGCAAGCUGGGAGCCAACCUGUACACCAUUGGCUUUGCCAUCUAUGAGGUGCCCAAAGAGAUGCAUGGUACUAAGCACCACUUGCAGAAGGAUUUUUUCCUCUACAAUGCCUCCAAAGCUAGAAGUAAGACCUACAUAAACAUGCGGGAAAUCUCCGAGCGCUUCCGGUUACCUCCCAGCGAGUACGUCAUCAUCCCAUCGACAUAUGACCCCCACCAGGAGGGAGAGUUCAUCCUCAGGGUCUUCUCAGAGAAAAGAAGUCUUUCAGAGGAGGUUGAAAACAUGAUUGAGGCAGAACGUCCAUUGCCUAUCAUCUUCGUUUCUGACAGAGCAAACAGCAAUAAGGAGCUGACAGCAGAUGAAAAUGCUGGCAAAGAUGGUGAAAAAACCCACGCAGAUGAGAAAAAGCGUUCUUCAACAAAAGCUCAUGAGGAGAGUGAAGAGCAAAAGCAGUUCAGGAAUAUUUUCCGUCAGAUUGCAGGGGAUGACAUGGAGAUCAAUGCUGAGGAACUUAGAAAUGUUCUCAAUAAUGUCGUAAAAAAACAUAAGGACUUAAGGUCAGAAGGGUUUGAAUUGGAAUCCUGCCGCAGCAUGAUUGCUUUAAUGGAUACAGAUGGCUCAGGGAAGAUAAACUUUGAUGAAUUUCGACAUCUCUGGGACAAGAUUAAAAGCUGGCAGAAAAUUUUCAAGCGCUAUGACACGGAUCAUUCAGGAACCAUUAACAGCUACGAGAUGCGCAACGCAGUCAACGAUGCAGGGUUUCGGCUGAACAACCAGCUCUACGACAUCAUCACCAUGCGCUACGCCGACAAGAACAUGAACAUCGACUUUGACAGCUUCAUCUGCUGCUUCGUGCGCCUGGACGCCAUGUUCCGGGCAUUCCAUGCCUUUGACAAAGAUGGAGACGGCAUCAUUAAGCUCAAUGUCCUGGAGUGGCUGCAGCUCACGCUGUAUGCGUGACACCGAAGCCAGCGGCCACCUCCAUCAAGAACACACUGAAGAUUCCAAGGAGCUAGCACCAUUCAUCCCAAGGGCAAACAGAAGCAAUUCCUAAUUAUGUCAUUCACUCCUCAAGAUGAACAGCACAUGGGAAGAAGCCCUUGGAAAAAAUGACAACCAAACUCUAGUGGACAGGACAGUGUGCAUAUUAUGUAACUACUUUUAUAGCAUCCUGACAUUUUUCCUUUGGGCAACAAGGACUAAUUUAUUGAUGAUUGAAUUAAGCUUUCUCUGCAUGGUGAAGACAUGAGGAAUACAAAAUUGUUCUGCUUGUGCUGACAUUUGGAAAAGUUUUUCCUCACAUCAGGUGAAACUGGGACUGUAUCUAACUGUGAAAGUCAGAGGUGUUUACUGCUACCUUGUAAUUGGUCAUUAAUUCUUUGUCCUGCUCUUGGUAUUAUCCUUUCAUCUCUUUGUAAUGUUUACUGAAUAAUUCACAUGAGACUGUGCUAAUUACAUUAAUAUUAUGCAACCCAGUGACCCAAUAUAAGUCUGUAUUUACAGAUUUGGCUGUGCAGGUUGGAUCUCUGUUAUGUAGGAAUGGGAAAGUAAGGCACAACAGACUGCAAUACCAGAGCACAGCUUGAUCUAAUGCCUCAGCAGAAGUACCAGAACUGAGCAAUUGGCUCUCAUUUUUAGUACCCAUCCUGAUUACAAAUGUGGACAUUUUAGUGUUUUUCAUUGUAACUGCAUUCCCCAUAAUAUUGAGAAACUUAUUUGCCAUUUCAGGCAGACAACCUCUUAUACAUACAAAUUUAUAUAUCUACACACAUGUAUUUCCCCCACCUCAGGUCCUAAUUUUCCAACACUAGCAUGCAUUUCUUUAUUGCAAGAGGUGACUUGUAGCAGAAUCUAUGUCACCGUGACCACUUUUGGAAUAUUAUUCCAAUGGACAAGUACAAUUAGUUUAAUGGAAGCAAAAAUAAAAUCAACUGGAUUUUG
Molecule: messenger RNA, 5428 nt
Organism: Passer domesticus (house sparrow)
Lineage: Eukaryota; Metazoa; Chordata; Aves; Passeriformes; Passeridae
Gene: CAPN3
Product: calpain 3
Exons: 23
Coding region: 2033-4447 (804 amino acids)
Biological process (GO): negative regulation of apoptotic process; proteolysis
Cellular component (GO): calpain complex; cytoplasm
Molecular function (GO): calcium-dependent cysteine-type endopeptidase activity; calcium ion binding
Source: RefSeq, a predicted model, not a curated record